Dipodomys spectabilis (banner-tailed kangaroo rat) is the source of this 2064-nucleotide messenger RNA. RefSeq names its product heterogeneous nuclear ribonucleoprotein A3 (gene Hnrnpa3). The transcript is spliced from 11 exons. The record is from RefSeq and is a predicted model, not a curated record. Gene Ontology annotation, molecular function: RNA binding. The coding region runs from base 63 to 1202 and encodes 379 amino acids. NCBI's taxonomy places the organism in Eukaryota, Metazoa, Chordata, Mammalia, Rodentia, Heteromyidae.
CCCGCCUCUUCCUCUCGGUCCCAUAUUGAACUCGAGUUGGAAGAGGCGAGUCCGGUCUCAAAAUGGAGGUAAAACCGCCGCCCGGUCGCCCCCAGCCCGACUCCGGCCGUCGCCGCCGUCGCCGGGGGGAGGAGGGCCAUGAUCCAAAGGAACCAGAGCAGCUGCGGAAGCUGUUUAUUGGUGGUCUGAGCUUCGAAACUACAGAUGAUAGUUUAAGAGAACAUUUUGAGAAAUGGGGCACACUCACAGAUUGUGUGGUAAUGAGAGAUCCUCAGACAAAACGUUCCAGGGGCUUCGGUUUUGUGACUUAUUCUUGUGUUGAAGAGGUGGAUGCAGCCAUGUGUGCUAGACCCCACAAGGUUGAUGGACGUGUUGUGGAACCAAAGAGAGCGGUUUCUAGAGAGGAUUCUGUGAAGCCAGGAGCCCAUCUAACAGUGAAGAAAAUUUUUGUUGGUGGUAUUAAAGAAGAUACAGAAGAAUAUAAUUUGAGAGACUACUUUGAAAAAUAUGGCAAGAUUGAAACCAUAGAAGUUAUGGAAGACCGGCAGAGUGGAAAAAAGAGAGGAUUUGCUUUUGUAACUUUUGAUGAUCAUGAUACAGUUGAUAAAAUUGUUGUUCAGAAAUACCACACUAUUAAUGGGCAUAAUUGUGAAGUGAAAAAGGCCCUCUCUAAACAAGAGAUGCAGUCUGCUGGAUCACAAAGAGGUCGUGGAGGUGGAUCUGGCAACUUUAUGGGUCGUGGAGGAAACUUUGGAGGUGGUGGAGGUAAUUUUGGACGUGGUGGAAACUUUGGUGGAAGAGGAGGCUAUGGUGGUGGAGGUGGUGGCAGCAGAGGUAGCUAUGGAGGAGGUGAUGGUGGAUACAAUGGAUUUGGAGGUGAUGGUGGCAACUAUGGCGGCGGUCCUGGUUAUAGUAGUAGAGGAGGCUAUGGUGGUGGUGGACCAGGUUAUGGAAACCAAGGUGGAGGAUAUGGUGGUGGUGGAGGAGGAUAUGAUGGUUACAAUGAAGGAGGAAAUUUUGGUGGUGGUAACUACGGUGGUGGUGGCAACUAUAAUGAUUUUGGAAAUUACAGUGGACAACAGCAAUCAAAUUAUGGACCCAUGAAGGGGGGCAGUUUUGGUGGAAGAAGCUCUGGCAGUCCAUAUGGUGGUGGUUAUGGAUCUGGUGGUGGAAGUGGUGGAUAUGGUAGCAGAAGGUUUUAAAAACACCAGAAAAAGGGUUGAAUGUGAACCCUACUUGCCUAAAUGAGGAAUGUCUUUCCUACCAUCUUAAAUACGAAGGUUUCUGGCUGGGUAAGGUUUGUAGCUCACAGUAAAACCUAUGACAUUUAUUUUCCCACAAAUCUAUUACAUAUUUAGAAUUUCAUCCCCCACUAGUAGGGACAUUGGCGAGAUUCUCAAGCUGAAUUUUUGGUACCACAUUCAAACUUUAAAGCCUUCACUUUUUUAAUUCCCCUGCAAUAACCAUUAGUGUUCAUAAGUUAGACAUGGCAUCUUUUUUUCAUCUAUAUAGAUAGAGUUCAUUUUAAGUGUCUAGGGUAAUACAAUUUCCAGUAAAAGAAAGUAUGAAAACGUUAUUGUUGUAAUAAGCAUAACUUCUGACAUGAUUAAGCUGCCAAUCCUCAUGCUUAGGAAAAACACAAUGAAUUUAACAGUUGAUGAAACAAGAUCUCUGUUCAAGUGUCCUCAAGUUACCUUGCACGCAAACUCAAUUAUUUGUACCAGCAGGUUAAAUUUUGUUUGGUUUAUCUAAACAGUAAGGUUCUGAUACUAUUUCUAAAAGACACCUUUCCCCCCCCACAUUUUGGUUGCUACUUAAAUCAGUUGCUGAUUGUCAUAAGGGCUACUUUUUCUGCCCUAAAAGGGCUUGUUAAAAAAUUGAGGUUUAAUAACACUUUUCAGGGGACAGUCACUCCAAAUGUACUAGUUUCUAAGUUGUAAGUCAGUGUCUUAACAUGAACAGCAAUAGCUCACCAGGGUGUAUUUGCAGAGAAAGGUUGGGUCUAGAUCAGAACUGGAAUUUCUCAAUCAGAAUUAAGGUAAUAACCUUUCUACAUGGUUUAGU